UGUCGUCAUCUCCGAUCCGUGUCACGAUUUUGCAUUCCGUUGUUUUUAGUUUUUGUUUACAGCAUGGACCAAAGAACCGAGAAGGGGGUGGCACUGCUCUGGUUAAAUAACUGAGUGUGACCACCAAGCCCAUUAAUUGCACCAAAGUACGGGAAUUCCGAAGUACGACCAUCUCUGGAAAGAUAAAUGUAAGUAGCGACAGUUGUCUGCCUCGAUCCAAUUCCAGGUCCAAAAGGUUGCUGACUGACACUUUAAAAAGAACCAGGAGUUGGUGCUGCUUGUCAGGAUGCAUGCAUUAUUUAAGCUUGCGUUAGUACCACCAUGCAUGUGCAUUUGCAUCAUGAUGCUGCCAUUCAUUUUCUUCUUUUCACCGAUGAUAUUUGCUGUAGUAGGACUCAUAUUCUUACGUCCAGACCUUGUGUUUGUACUUUACACACGUUUUAAAAUGUGGCACAUUGGUUUUCGAACUAGUUCUGUCACUGUUAGCAACUACACCUUUAGCUACGCUGAGAGAGGAAAACAAGAUCCCUCCAAACCAACUAUGCUAUUCCUGCAUGGCUUCUCUGCUGCUAAAGACAUGUGGUGGCCAUUUGUCAAGAAUCUGCCAAAUGAUUGGCACAUUAUGGUAGUGGAUAUGCCUGGACAUGGUCACACUACUCGUAAGAUGAGUGAUAGCUUUUCAUUUGCUGCUCAAGCUGCUAGAAUUAGACAGUUCACACAGGCAGUUGGUAUGCGCAAAAGACCAUUCCACAUGGUUGGUAUAUCAAUGGGAGGUGGUGUAGCAGGAAUCUAUGCUGCCAAGUAUUCAGAGGACCUAGAAAGACUUACCAUGCUAUGCCCAGCAGGAAUCAAUUCCAAGAUACCCAGUGAGUUUGAGCUUGCUGUGAGAGAUGGACGAUUGAAGAAAGGGAUGCUACCAGAGAAAGAGGAGGAAUAUGUUAAGAUGAUGCCAUUCUUGUUGCAUGAGACUCCUAAAGUACCAAACCUUUAUUGGAAAGGAAUGAGACUCCUAAGGAAAAAUAACAAUGCAUUCUACAGAAAAGUUAUUAACGAUAUGAUGGCUCCAGCUUCCAAAGAUUCAUUGCGUUCCAACAUGGGAGCUAUCACUGUUCCUUCACUGGUACUAUGGGGUCAACAUGAUAAGCUACUUCAUCCAUCGGGGGCUGAUGUUUUAAAAGAAGGUAUUCCUGGCAGUGAGGUCCACGUCCUAGAGAGAGCUGGACAUUCUCUUCACUUGGAGCGACCCUACAAGACAUCCAAACUUCUGUGUCAGUUUGCUGAAGAUGGCUACUAUUAAAGACAUGAACAUCUUUGGUAAUUGUCAAAGACCAGUCUUUACACUUGCUGUAUGUCAACAUAUGCAUGAAAUAACAAACCUGUG
This is a messenger RNA of Asterias rubens (European starfish), 1381 nucleotides long. Its product is annotated as monoacylglycerol lipase ABHD6-like. NCBI's taxonomy places the organism in Eukaryota, Metazoa, Echinodermata, Asteroidea, Forcipulatida, Asteriidae. The record is from RefSeq and is a predicted model, not a curated record. The coding region runs from base 287 to 1297 and encodes 336 amino acids. Gene Ontology annotation, molecular function: catalytic activity. The transcript is spliced from 10 exons.